AUGGCUAAACUUUUCAAAUAUGCCAGCAUCCCAGACCGAGAUGUGACAGUAACAAUCAAGUCAAACCCGGCUGGACGGCAAGAUGAAGAGUGUUAUCUCCAAGAUCUGUUGAUCAAAGCAAGCCGUGUCUUGAACGCGAGGUUCAUUGUAGCCAUCGAAAAUGAACAUUACAUCUUCCAUACAGCUCGUGUAACAGACACUUCGGUACUGGAGAUAGAGGACGCAGUCUCUAUUCUUAAUGAGUUCGUGCGAUCAGGAAGCGGUACUUCCAUCUCGAUUUUUUGCAAACCUGAGGAUGACCUUUCGUCUCUUCCCGACAAAACAUCGAUUCACAGCUGUUUGGUCACUUUAUCCCAUGCGUCUGGACCUUUCUUCAACUCUUUGUCGCUGCCCAUUGCGGAUCUGGAGCUGCUGAAUGGCCCUUCAGAUGCACUAGGGAAACAACGCAAGUCCGCUUCAGUCAGAAAGACCGUUCAUUCUUUAAAAAAUGCUUGGAAAGACCGUAAAGCAGUUCGGGUUUCGUUUUGGAUAGCAAUCGGCGUAUUUUUCUUAGUCGCCAUUGCUAUAGGUCACAAAGCCUUAUCUCAACCCUUUCACCAACAUUUCGAAAACGGAAUCUGGGUUCGUUACGACCUUGGAGGUAGCAAAGGGCCUAAAUACCAGCUGCAAUUUACGCAUCACAAUGCUUCCGCCUGGGCAGCCAAAAACCCCCAUGAUAAUGGUGAAUGGGCAUUCCGAAUCGACGAUCAGGCGAUGAUACCAGCUCAUCUCAUGGACGAAGAAGAAGAGCUUUAUCAACGCUGGUUCCGAAAGCGCUAUCCUGAAAAAGACCGAAUCCGUCUCAAUCAGGAUUACAUCAAGGACUCCUUCCUCGGCGAUCCUGAUCAGAUCCAGGUUCCUUCUGAUAAGCAGUUUCAUAUGGCACACUGCGUCAGGGCUUUGAGAAGAUACUGGCAGGCAAAGGAGACUGGAAGGCAUGUCUGCCCGAGAGACAUUGACUACAGACAUAUGAAGCACUGUCUAGACUCCAUGGAUGAGUGGGCUUUUCCAGACGGAGAAAGGGGUUCGAUCAAGCCUGUCGUUGAUUCAGGAACGUGGAAGUUGAUUUGGGAGACCAAAGUCUGCUUUUGA
Molecule: messenger RNA, 1131 nt
Organism: Bipolaris maydis ATCC 48331
Lineage: Eukaryota; Fungi; Ascomycota; Dothideomycetes; Pleosporales; Pleosporaceae
Source: RefSeq, a predicted model, not a curated record